Messenger RNA from Diaporthe amygdali, 1968 nucleotides. RefSeq lists its product as uncharacterized. The transcript is spliced from 8 exons. The record is from RefSeq and is a predicted model, not a curated record. NCBI's taxonomy places the organism in Eukaryota, Fungi, Ascomycota, Sordariomycetes, Diaporthales, Diaporthaceae. Gene Ontology annotation, biological process: positive regulation of transcription by RNA polymerase II. Bases 1 to 1968 code for a protein of 655 amino acids. Gene Ontology annotation, molecular function: sequence-specific DNA binding; DNA-binding transcription factor activity, RNA polymerase II-specific.
AUGGCGACGCCAGAUGUGCAGGACGCCGGCCACAUGUUCACCAACCCAUGGACGCCCGCCCCUAGGGAGAUCGCCUGUCGUAGAUGCAGAUGCGAUAAGAAACGUCCAGCGUGCAGUGAUUAUGUGCAUGCCCUUGAGGAGCAUGUUGCCCUGCUUGAGGCGCGCCUGCGUCAGUCGCACCCCAGCCUUGCGCUCGAUCACCUAAGCCCCGUUCUGCAGCGAGCAAGCAUACUUUCAGGCUUGCCGAUAGACGAAGACGGCGAUAUAAAUCAAGAAACCCUGAACGCUGGAGACGCAGAUGGAACCGAUUGGAUGCCGGUACCAACAGAUGGGGGUUUGCUGCCAGCCAACUUCAAUAUGGCAGAAUUGGCAGACGAUUCGAUGAACAGCUUUGUCGACCCAGCACUGGGGUCUACAUCAGCCCAGAGCCUUCUUGUCACAGACGGCGACGAAUAUACUGAACCACUUAUCGAACGACCAGGCGCUUUAUCAUCGACGCUCGCGCGCCGCCACUUGUCUAUUAGUAUCGGCAGCAGCUACGCGUCCGAGUACUUCCUCAAUGCACAUCCCAUGUGGCCAUUUCUGCAUGAGCAGCAAUGGAACGAUUGUUGGAGACGCUGGGAAAACCCCGUAGGCGGUAGUACGAGAGCAGCCUGGAUUCACUUUUUUGCAGAUAUGGUUCUGUCCAUCGGGGCACUUCUUGCUCAGAACUCUGAUCCGGCGCCGGAACACUUAGAAUCAUUCAAGUUUCUCAAAGACAGAGCACUCAAGAAGUAUGAAUCUCGCGAGGCACAGCGCUGGCCAGCGCUCGUUAGAACGCAAUCUUCGCUGCUUCUCACGGUUCAGGCAAUGCACCUGGACUCAGUCAGCACGCUACGGGAUCGGGCUUCGGAAGCUAUCAAACAGUGUACGAUUGCCAAACUGCAGGCACAGUCCAAUAAUAGUCCGUACGAUUUCGCGAGCGACGUCGAGAGUGAGAUCCAAAGGCAGGCAACUCGGUGUUGCUAUACUAUAGAUGUUUUGAUCAGCAAUUCAACAAACCAGGCGGUGUCAGCUGAUAGAUUCCUGGAUGACGAAUCGCUGGAGAGCUAUGAGUCCUCUGGGGACGGGUCGUCGCUUGACACACCACUCAAGAGGCUGGACCGCGAAGACCACAUGUUUCAACUUCGACGUAUCCAGUGUCGCAUUUUGAAGAUGGUACAGAAUCUUGAGACCAAGGCCGAAAGAGAUAAUCACCCAGUGCCCAAUUUAUGGCGCUCACAAAUCCGGCACGAUUUGAGCCGCUGGACCGAGGACAACUUGAUAUUUUCGGACCGUGAAGGUAUUUCAGAUCGAUUCAAGUCGCAGCCGUGGCUACUAAAGCUGGCCAACUACGCAAACAUUUCUCUGUUCCCCAACCCUUACCUCGCAGUAAGGAGUGGCGAUGCGCGCUACUUGGUAACGGCAGCUUGCCAGGUCCUCGUGACUUUUCGACGUUUUCGUGUCAAGGAACAUCUCUCAUGUUACACUUGGACAGCACUGAUCCACCAAUUUCAAGCUGGUGUUAUUGUCCUCUAUUGCUUGUGGGCAACCCCGACCCAUCAGCAACUCGCCCUGUAUGAUCGACGGGUUGUAUGUCAAGCCAUAUUCGCUUGUUUGGCCACACUAGUAGAUUACGCCAGCAAAUGGGCAUCCGCGCACGUUUUCCAAAGCAUAUUCAGACUUUUCACUGAGGAGAUCCCAGUCACCGAGUACGGCGACCCUGUACAACAGUGGACGUUGUCGCCGGACGGCUGCGCAGAACUGCUUGGACUCACUCUGGAGCUCGAGCGACUUCAGGUUCAGAAAAGUGGAUACAAUAUACAUAUUCCGCCUGACAUUCUGAGGAUCCAAUUCAAUACCACCAGCAUGGAUCGGACGUAUGACAAAACUUUCUCUUGCAUCGACAACCUUCGUCCAUUACCCGAAUGGCCGUUUCAUAACCAGUGA